Molecule: messenger RNA, 855 nt
Organism: Phlebotomus argentipes
Lineage: Eukaryota; Metazoa; Arthropoda; Insecta; Diptera; Psychodidae
Exons: 1
Coding region: 1-855 (284 amino acids)
Source: RefSeq, a predicted model, not a curated record
AUGGCGAAGUUAGUUAUUGGAAUUUUGUGUGUUGUGGCAGUGGUGACGGCACUUCCGGCCGAGGAGACGCGGGGCCACUCCAGGAACGCCGUGAGCACAGACAACGACCUCCUCGAUGGCAUUUACCACGACUGCAUUAACAAGGACUCAGUGUCAUGUGUAAAGUACAAGCUGUUCAAUUUUGUUGACAAAGUUGUGAUGCAAAAGAACGUGUUCCCACUCACCGAGGGUGUCACAAUCGUGAAGACGCCCGGAGCUGAGUACGAGGGUGCUCCACGAAGCAUUGCUGGCGAUGAGUCCGUCGAGUCCCUCGUGUGGAGCCGUCUGCAGCACUUCCUGCACACCCACACCAUCAAGGUCGACCUCAAGGGAUCCGACGUGGUGAACGCCGUUGCGUCCACUGGUCGCGCCCUGGAGGACGUGUCCGACAAUCUGUUCGGCGAGGAAGAGACCAGCGCCGCUGGCGAGAGCCGUGGCAAGAAGAAGAAGGCCGCGAAGAUCCUGGGACCCCUCCUCCUGGCUGUGGCCCUCAAGGCCGCCGCUCUCCUGCCCCUCCUGCUCGGCGCGAUCGCCCUGAUCGCCGGCAAGGCCCUGCUCGUCGGCAAGAUCGCCCUGGUGCUGUCCGCCAUCAUCGGCCUCAAGAAGCUCCUGUCGCACGAGAAGCACGUCACGUACGAGGUCGUUGCCCACCCUCACCACUCCUCCAGCCACUCAUCCAGCCACGGCGACGCCUUCGUGGGCUCCGGCUUCGGCGGCGGUGACCUCGGCGGCGGAUACGGUGGAUCCGGACACGGUGGCGGCUGGGGACGCUCAGUGGAUGCCCAGGACUUGGCCUACGCCGCGCAGAAGCCUUAA